GGCAAACGCAUUCUGGGAGUUGUAGUCUGUUCUUGAGAAUAACGUGGAUAUGUGUACAAGUUAGCUUGGCAGAUAGCGAUACCGUGUUAAUACUAUAAGCAUUUACGUCGUGCAGAUGUAAUGGCGUUUAAUUUCAACUUUGACAUUAAGGUGAAAACAGACGAAUGCUGUCAAGGCCAUGCGAAAGCGGAAAAAUAUCAGGAACCUUGUCUCAAAACUGUGGAUGAUGUCACCCCCGCUAAGCCCCUGAAGGCAGCGCGAGAACACAACCUCCCUACAGAGCUGGACUCCCUCCUGCGGGACGUCGUCAUGGAGACCGUACGUGUCGGGGUCCUGCCCCCUGUGCUCUGCGUGAACGAGUCGGUGCUGGAGCACACGGCGGAGGAGAGGGAGGAAGAGGAGGGGGGGGAGGAACAGAUCCUGAGGAAGAUGGCCGCCCAGCGCUCUGACCUCAUCCCGGGGGUGUACGAGGGAGGGCUGCGGGUGUGGGAGUGCACCUACGACCUCCUCGAACACCUGGAGCCAGGCGGCGUGACCUUUUCAGGUAGGCGAGUCUUAGACCUGGGAUGCGGGGCGGGGCUGCUGGGCGUCAUGGCGAUGCGCUUGGGGGCGGAGCAGGUGCACUUCCAGGACUACAACAGCACCGUCAUCCAACAGCUCACAAUCCCCAACGCAGUUCUCAACCAGCAGUCUGACGACAGCGAGGAGGAGGAGGAGGAAGAGGAGGAGGAGAAGAAGAAGAAGAUCUGCAAGGAGGCUGAGAAGGAAGAGCGAAAAGAGAAAGAAGAGCGAAAAGAGAAAGAUGAGAAGGAGAAUCAGCAGAAGGAGAAGGAGAAGGAGCGGGAGGAGAGAAACACCCAGCAGAGGGUUGAUCAGAAGAGGAGAAAGCGGGAGGGGGAGGAGGAGGAGGAUGAAAGUGGCGACAGGUGUGACGCCCCCCCUCCCAAACGCAGAGCCCCCCCCGCCGUAGGUCCUUGUCGCUGUCGCUUCUUCUCAGGGGACUGGUCUUCCUUCCUGUCUCUCCUCCGCCAAGACAGUCCGGCGCACAAAUAUGACAUCAUCCUUACCUCAGAGACCAUAUACAAUACCGCCUACUACGAGGCGCUGCACGAGGUAUUCCGCUGGCUGCUUGCGGAAGACGGACAGGUGCUCUUGGCCACUAAGGCGCACUACUUUGGGGUGGGCGGCGGGCUUCUCCUGUUCGAGCGGUUUGUGGAAGAGAAGGGCGUGUUUGAGAUGCGACCACUCCUGGACGUGGAUGAGGGGCUACAGAGACACGUGGUGUCACUCAGGUUUAGGAGAAAGAACACACACGCGUCACACUCUACAGCCACUGACGAGGCGGCUCGAAAGAUGACAUAAGUGUGUGUGUGUGUACGUGUGCAUGAGCGAGUGAGACAGAAAGUGAUACACAGACAGACAAAUAGUGAAACAUAGCUGAUGUUUUUGUGCCCUCUUGUGGUCUUUUACAGUAAAUUCAUCUAAAUGGAA
Molecule: messenger RNA, 1491 nt
Organism: Clupea harengus (Atlantic herring)
Lineage: Eukaryota; Metazoa; Chordata; Actinopteri; Clupeiformes; Clupeidae
Gene: mettl18
Product: methyltransferase 18, RPL3 N3-histidine
Biological process (GO): peptidyl-histidine methylation, to form tele-methylhistidine
Cellular component (GO): nucleus
Molecular function (GO): protein-L-histidine N-tele-methyltransferase activity
Source: RefSeq, a predicted model, not a curated record